ACGUCGCGCGAGGUCCCCGAGGGAGUGCCAUGCGUCGCGAAUCUCGUCCGCUCGUCGGCAUCGUCGCGUGGCAGCAAGCAAGGCGUGCUUCGAACCGAGUUCUCGGCUAAACAAACUUGCGUUAAUCGCAAACGCGCGCGCAAUUUUUGCAAUUGAAAGUUUUUACGCGUUCGCUACGCCCGUGCUCUCCAUCCUCCUGUUUCAUCGACUGUGUGUCGCUGAGCGAUAUCCGCACGACGAAUCUCUUGGAAUGCUCUCCGGUCCGCUCUAGCACUACGUAGUCUCGGUCUUAAUCCAAUACGCUGAAAGAAAGUCUAAAAACAUGGGAUGCUAUGCGGGCCGAUGCCUCGGUCCAGGCGAUUCGGGAUCAGGAUUCAUGGCAGCCAUUAGGAAGAAGUUGGUUAUUGUAGGUGACGGUGCAUGCGGUAAAACAUGCCUGCUUAUAGUGUUCAGCAAAGACCAGUUCCCUGAAGUAUACGUACCCACAGUAUUCGAAAACUAUGUCGCGGAUAUUGAGGUGGACGGCAAACAGGUGGAACUGGCUCUUUGGGACACAGCUGGACAAGAAGACUAUGAUAGGCUGCGUCCGUUGUCGUAUCCAGACACGGAUGUCAUUCUAAUGUGCUUCUCCAUCGACAGUCCCGAUUCCUUGGAGAACAUUCCGGAGAAAUGGACACCAGAGGUGAAGCACUUUUGCCCGAACGUGCCCAUUAUCCUUGUGGGAAACAAAAAAGACUUGCGCAAUGAUCCUAACACCAUCAAGGAGCUCAGCAAGAUGAAGCAGGAGCCAGUCAAACCCGAGGAGGGUAGGGCUAUGGCCGAGAAAAUCAACGCUUUUGCUUACCUCGAGUGUUCCGCCAAGAGCAAGGAAGGUGUGAGGGAAGUUUUCGAAACGGCAACUCGGGCUGCGUUACAAGUAAAGAAGAAGAAGAAGGGCAGAUGUAGGCUUCUUUAAGGUGUAAUGUCAAGUGAACCCGGUGCAACACGGGUGAAAUAAUGGAACAAUAAAAAAAAAAAAUGUAAAAAGAGACACAAAUUUAAAUAAAAUUAAAUAAAGAAACAGAGUCAUGUCGAGGCAACGCGGUUGUUGGUGCGUGAAAUUCUAGUUUAUUUUAAUUUGACAACAUCUCAGCAGAUUGAUACUGUGUUUAUAAUAUUGACGCAAACGUUUUGACUUUAUUUUUUGAAUCUUUUUUCUUUUUUUAAGCAAAGAAUAAAGUUAGAAUAACAUAUACGUAGGGUAGUCACACAAAUGUAAAAGAUUAUAAAAGCUUUAACUCUCAUACGUGUUAACUUUUGCAAAUAAUUAUCACGCACCUGUAUUACGUUUGAACAUGGUAGUUUUAUGAGAAAAUAGAAUCCCCUGUUUUCAGUAAUUUGUAUCGAACGUGAUAAAUAUCUAAUAAAGUAUCAAGUAGUUACUCUAAAAGGAAAGACUCAAUUAACUUAUUUAAUUUUGUGAUACAUAUAUAAAUGUACCUUACAAUCUCGUCGUGCACAUUUGCAUGGAUAUGGUAGACUGUCAUAUUGAAUUGGUUUUUAAACAUUGCCGUUUCCUUCAAAGAACUUUAACGACGCACGAACAUUUAGAUGAUGAUGAUGCUUGCAGGUUAUUUUGUCCAGGAAUAACGAUCCGGUUUGACACGGGAUCGAGUGUGAUAAAUUGAAUUAAAAUGAACUAAAAUUUUGCACGCACCAACAAUCGCGUCGACUCUACAUGUGGUCUUUCUUUAUUUAAUUUUAUCGAAACAAAAUAUGGAAUUGCGAAACUAGCUGUAACGAAGCUAGUCGUAAAACUAUCGAGAUUGCCAGCCGAAAAACACAUGCGAUAAAAACAUCUUUACCUUUAUUUUACUUAAUAAAACACGUUUACAACAAAAACGGAAAUGCGUUUACACAUACAUACAUACAUACACACACACGCACACACAUACACACCUAAUGUUGUAAACUGAUCGUCGAUGAAAAACAAAAAAAAAAACAGAAACUGCUUAGUAUAAAUUUAAUACACGUAUACUUUAUAUUAUAUAUAUAUAUAUUAUAUUAUUAAUUAUUAUUAUACAAAAAAACUGUAAUGUAUAUUGUAAUGACUACUUUGAUUGUGUAUUUUUUAACAGUAAUAUGAAUUGUGCUUCGAGUUUAAAAAAAAACGAUUAAAAAAAGAAAACUCA
This is a messenger RNA of Pseudomyrmex gracilis, 2171 nucleotides long. RefSeq names its product ras-like GTP-binding protein Rho1 (gene Rho1). The record is from RefSeq and is a predicted model, not a curated record. The transcript has 5 exons. Bases 323 to 955 code for a protein of 210 amino acids. Gene Ontology annotation, biological process: small GTPase-mediated signal transduction; cell migration. Gene Ontology annotation, molecular function: GTPase activity; GTP binding. Lineage: Eukaryota; Metazoa; Arthropoda; Insecta; Hymenoptera; Formicidae.